Molecule: messenger RNA, 10257 nt
Organism: Octopus bimaculoides (California two-spot octopus)
Lineage: Eukaryota; Metazoa; Mollusca; Cephalopoda; Octopoda; Octopodidae
Product: peregrin
Biological process (GO): regulation of transcription by RNA polymerase II
Molecular function (GO): protein binding
Source: RefSeq, a predicted model, not a curated record
UUAUUAAUGCAUAUGCGCAGUACUGUUCACAGAUGAAGUAGCAGAUUCCUAUUUGUUUCCUCUGGAAACGACUUUGAAUUAAGAAUAACGAUUUAAUUAUAUUUCAUCACGCAAUGAUCAAAAUUUUGUAAUUGUAGACUAAAAUGAAUAUCUGGAAUACCUUAGCCGAAAGAAAGAACCUAAACGAUUUAACACUAAAAGUGGUUGUUUCCAGUUGGAUCAAUGUUUGCCAUUGUUAGGAAUUUGCGUUAUUAAUGAAAUGGAGACUGAUACACAAACAUGGUUUUUGAUUUUGAUGUGAAAACUUACGUACAAAACUUAAAGGCCACAAAACCACCUUAUGAAUGCCCAGUGAAAGAUUGUGGUCGUGUCUAUAAAAGUUUCUGUGGUAUCCAAUUUCAUUUAUAUAAUUUUGAUCAUGAAAACCCAGAAAAUGUUGUGCCUCCUACUCACUCCAACAAGAAAGCAAAGCGUAAGAAUAAAUGGCACCAUCGGGCUAAUCGAAGGUCGCCAACACCUCCUGAGUUUUUCCGGACUCAAUCCAGAGACACACUAUCUUACGCUGAUGCACAGAGAUUGGUGGAAGUGGACUUAGAAGGAAAGGUUCAUCGCAUCAAUAUUUAUGAGCCUUUGGAAAUUAUCUCACAGGAUGAGAUUGACAACCAGAGCAAUGCUGAGAAGGAAGAAAAAGGUGAAAAAUCACCCCAAAAGGUGAAUAACAAUAAACACCCUGAAAAUCAAAAAUUAAAAAAGGAGGUGAGCAAUGGACAUGUUGCUAUUAAAUUACCAGAAGCCCAAUUCAAAGUUGUUGAAGACUAUGUAAAACCGUCGAAUGUUCGUCCUAGGCCUCUGUCCUAUUAUCGAUACAUUGAGAAAUCAUCAGAGGAAUUGGAUGAAGAAAUAGAAUAUGAUAUGGAUGAAGAGGAUCAUGCUUGGCUAGAAAUUAUUAAUGAGAAAAGACGGAAUGAUAGUCUUCAGAUAAUUACUCAAGAAGUAUUUGAAAUUUUGAUGGAUCGAUUUGAGAAAGAAGCUUUCUUUCAGAGUCAGAGUUCUGGGAAGGAUAACAAUCCGUCUAUUGAUGAAGACGCUGUCUGUUCAAUUUGUAUGGAUGGGGAGUGCCAGAACAGUAAUUACAUUUUGUUUUGUGAUAUGUGUAACCUUGCUGUUCACCAGGAAUGUUAUGGUGUACCGUAUAUUCCUGAGGGCCAGUGGCUCUGCAGGCGUUGUCUUCAAUCACCUUCUAGAGCAGUAGAUUGCUGUCUCUGUCCAAACAAGGGUGGUGCUUUCAAACAAACUGAUGAUGGUAGGUGGGCUCAUGUUGUAUGUGCUCUCUGGAUACCUGAAGUUGGAUUUGCUAAUACUGUAUUCUUAGAACCUAUAGAUAGUAUAGACCAUAUUCCACCUGCCAGAUGGAAACUUACUUGUUACAUUUGCCGACAGCGCGGAACAGGGGCAUGCAUUCAGUGUCAUAAAACUAAUUGUUAUACUGCCUUCCAUGUGACUUGUGCCCAACAAGCAGGCUUAUAUAUGAAAAUUGAACCUGUACGUGAUGUAGUAAACACUGCUGCGCUUGGGGUGCGCAAGACAUCUUAUUGUGACGUGCAUACACCUGCCGACUCGGAAUGUACACCUAUGUUAAGUGAUGAAAACGAUGAAAAAUCACCUACUGCCAAGCAUGCGAAAGCUAAAUCGCGUAUUAAAAUGAGAAAAGCUCGGAAGAUUUUAGCUGAGAAAAGAAAUGCUCUACCUGUAGUGUCCAUACCUACCAUUCCACAACAAAAAAUAACCAAAAUUUCUGGCAUAAUUACUUUACAAAAGAAGCAGCAGUUUUUGGCACGACUCUUAAGUUAUUGGACUUUAAAACGUCAAUCUAGGAAUGGUGUUCCACUUCUGCGAAGACUUCAGUCCAAUCAUAUGACUCGGAAUAAGGAACAAACAAAGAAUGAUAAGCAAAGCAAUGCUUUACGAGCACAACUGAAAUAUUGGCAGAGGCUUCGGCAGGAUCUUGAAAAAGCUCGUCUGCUGGUGGAACUCAUUAGGAAACGAGAAAAGCUGAAAAGAGAACAGAUAAGAGUACAUCAAUUAGCCACAGAAAUGCAGUUGCAGCCUUUUGUUAUUUUCUUAAGACAUGCACUAGAUCAAAUUCAAGAGAAAGAUGUGGGAAACAUUUUUGCUGAGCCUGUAUCUCCAAAUGAGGUCCCAGACUACUUGGAAUACAUUGAACACCCCAUGGAUUUCUCGACAAUUAGGAAGAAAGUCGAUGGCCACAUUUACAAAACCAUUGAUGAAUUUCAAGCAGACUUUGAACUUAUGAUAAAGAAUUGCUUAACAUAUAAUGCUAAGGACACAGUCUUUUAUAGAGCUGCUGUGCGGCUUCGAGAUCAGGGGGGAUCCAUAGUGAGAGCUUGCAAACGAACAAUUGAGAAAGUCGGUUAUGAUCCUGAAACAGGAUUACACUUAACUGAAGCUCCAAAGUCUCAAGAUAAACAACCUGUUGUUUUAGAGAAAGACUUUGACAGUUUUCUACAAGAUGUUAAGGAAGACAUGCCACUGAAAGAGCAAUUAAGUUUGCUGCUGGACAGAAUGGACAUGACAAACAGCAUACCUCACGGCGGCAAGCGCUCUAAAUUUGCAAAGAGAAUUAAAAAAGAGAUAAUAAAAGUGCGGCGAAGACUCGCUCUACAAAGAAAUAUUUGUUCCAGUGAGAAUGAAGAUCCUGCUCAGGGAACUGAACCUUCAUCAGAAGGACUCUCAGCAAGUUCUGAAAGUGGCCCUGUAUUAUCAGUUAAGCAAACUUCCCAAACAUGUUUACGAUCAGACUCAUCAUCUUCCAUGGCAACAGUAUCUGCCCCACCCUCAUCCAAGCCCACCUCACCUCCUCUGGUCAAAUCGCCUGCAUCAUCUCCUACAUCAGCUGCAACUACUGCAUCAGAAAAGACUUCCUCAGUGCCAUUGAAACCUACUAAGCCUACAGCAGGUCGUCGGGGCCGAGGCAGAUUACGGGCACGUAGCAGCCGUAGUGAAUCUGAAAGUGAUGUAUGUUCUUCCCGGCGGGAGUUAGGAGGGGACGCUAAAACUUCUAAUGACACUUCUCAAACUGUUGCCACUUCUGCCCAGUGUUGUGAAUCUAAGGCUUCACCAACUCCUGUUACUCCACCAAAUCCAACUGCCCAUGCUCCUAUUGCUGGAGUCAACCGACGGACUGCAGUGCUCUUCACUAAGAAGUUAAAUAAAACAAUGACUCCUUCAGCAGUGAGCACGCCACAGCGUAAGGGCCGUCCUCCUCGCCUUAAAAGCCAGCUAGAUCUUCCAGACAAUUGUAGCACCCAAACAUUUCCAGGACCAAAUAGCAAAGGAACUGGUGGUAGUGGUAGCAGUGGCAGUGGUGGCAGCAGGGGUGGUAGUUCCAGUAGUAGUGGAAAUGUAAGUAGUGUCACUAGCAGCAACAAUAACAGCAGCAGUAACAACAACACCAACACCAACACCACUAAAGCUAGUAGUGGUGUCACCAGCCCGGUUUCUGCAAGCAGUGGACGAAAAAGAGCAGCUUGUUCUACUAACAUAGGGAACCUAAAUGUUCGUGACAUCCAGCCAACACCACCCAAACGAGGAGCUGUGUCUGUGGCCUCUGAUCCUGCACACUCUAAUAUGUCAAAUUCGGGUGAUUCCACUUCAAACCUUUUGCCAAAAAACAGCUUUACUCAGUACCGAAUUGAUCCAACAAACAGUUUUUCAGAAUCGGACAGCACAUCGGACAUCAGCAGCAGUGAUGAGUCUUUGUCUGACAGUUCUAGUGGGCAAUCAAGUAGCCAGAGUAGAUCAGCACGUGCUCAUCGAAGCACAAGUUGUGAUUCUGAUGACAUCAUUCCGUUAGAGCCGCUUGAUUUAGUGUGGGCCAAAUGUCGAGGUUAUCCCUGGUAUCCAGCACUGAUAAUUAAUCCCAAAAUGCCAAAGACUGGUUAUUUUCACAAUGGAGUUCCAAUUCCAGUACCUCCAGAUGAAGUUUUGGCUUUACAAAAGAAAUAUGAUGAACCAGUUUACUUAGUGUUGUUCUUUGAUACUAAAAGAACUUGGCAAUGGUUACCAAGAAAUAAGCUUGAACCUCUUGGUGUUGACUCAGGUUUGGACAAGGCCAAACUAACGGAAAAUAGGAAGCCAAAUGUUCGCAAAGCUGUUAGAAAAGCAUAUGAAAAAGCAAUUCUUCAUCGUUGUAGUGUGACUGGUGAUCCUAAUCCGUUGUCUGGGGAUUCCAGUACUGAAGACUAACAAGAUAUCGGACUAAUAAUAUAGCUUCCCUAUAAUAAUAAACUGGCUUAUAUGGCCAAAGGGCUGUUUAUUUUAAUAUUGCAAUUUUGGGAGCUAUCUUUACUGACCAUCCACAUGGCUGCUAUAUGUAAGGUCUUAAUUUAUAACUAGCCACCUUCUGUUGUCACUCUCUUCUCACCAUUUCUUUCCCCCCCCUCCUCCUUUUUUUUUUCUUUCUAAAGUUUCAUUCCUUUUUUAUUUUUUUCUCUCUCUCACCUAUUCUUUUCAAAUAGCACAGAUGCUGUCUGCUGUCUGAAUAGUUAUGAGAGUUAACAGAAGUCGCAGUGAAUAUUGUUUUAUAAAUAUUUGAGAAAUAUUGUAAAUAUUUUUCCAUGUAGUCCAUUAUAUCAAUUGUUCAUCGCCAUCUCAUCAAUGAGUGCUCGGUUAAAUGUUUAUCCUGUUGGUCUUACAUAAAUGGCCCAAACGUUUUCUGCUUCUUGACAUCUGCUCAUCUUAUCUGCUAUUUUUCUUUUAGUUUUUCACUUGCAUACACAUACAUUUUACCUUUAUAAACAUACACACACGUACAUAUAUACUCUAGAGUUCCUUAGUUUCUUUUAGCCAUCAUGUCUAAGGCCAUACUGUGGUUAUAAUUGUGUGUGUGUGUGUAUGCAUAGUGUGUAUACAUGUUUGUGUAUGAAUCUGUAUGUAUUAAUGUGUGUUUGUAUGUGUGUCUGAAUUUAUGCAUGUUUGUAUAUAUGAUGAUGGUAUAUGUAUAUAUAUAUGUGUGUGUAUUGUAUAUUUCUAUACAUAUAUGGGUAUAUGUAUAUAAAUAUAUAUUAAUAUAUAUAUUAUUACACAUAAAUAUAUACACGCACACGUGUGUAUAUUUAGGUGUGUGUAAGUGUGUGUAUUUUGUAAUGGAAAUUUAUAUUGUGCAUUUAGUUUUAAAAUGCCUUCUCUAAAGACAAAGUUCUUGGUGAUUAUAAGUGGGAUGGGAACUGGGUGCUGUAUAACAUCAUGGACAAUAUAUUAUAUUUUAAGACUUUGUUUGGAGAAAGCAAAGGAUUUUGAUGCUUGUUAAGAAUUUGUUGUUAUCAAGCAUCAUAUUGUUAAAUUUGACUUUACAAUGGAUUUUAUUUCUGGUUGCUGCUAACAUUUUCUUGCAACACGUACGUAGGAAGUACUUUUGUAUUUCAUUGCAUUUGUUUUUGUACAAAGCACUUAGUAUGUUUCCUAAUCAGACCAAAGAAGCAUGUUGAGGUUUCUGAUCAAUGGGUGGAUGUUGUUUGUGUGUGGGUGGUUGAUAUCAUUUUGAAAGGAUUGAACAAUUUGAAACUCUUUGCAGUAGUGGAAUUAAAUGUGAAUCACUGGCUUGAAUGUUCAUCACAACUGUUCUUAAGGGUACCAUAGAGAAGACUGAGCUUUUCCCCUCAACCAUAGCAUUGUCAUAGUGGAAACUGACCAUCAUUUUACCUAGAGAUUCAUAUACAAUAUUUACUGAUAAAUUGGCAUUUUUGGGGACAUAUUUUAAAUUAUUUUUUAUUGUCAUAUAUUAAUGAAAAGAAACCAAAAGAGAGAAUAAAAUUAGUUUGAAAAAUCUUUUAUUUUCUUGAUAUGAUAUAAAUUAAUUUUUUAAAAUUCUUGAUCUUUUUUUUUUUUAAAAUUCCCUCUUGGUUUCAUAAAAAAUAUUAUUUGGUUUUUGCCAGUAUCUAUCUGUCUGUUCAUCAAAGUUCGAAAAUAUUUUCUGAUGCAGCUCAUUUAAUCACCUCAUUUUAUUUGAAAGCAGGGGCUAGACUCCCACCCCUUUCCUUCCUUUUUGGCAUCAGAUUUGUCACUCUUUCGGCAUAAUUCUUCUGUGCUUCUACUUCUGUAGUUUGUCUUAGUCAUUAUUUACUUUAUCUCCUCACAAUCUGCCUAUAUACACAUAACUUGAUCAUUUCUUUCUACUGCCUAUGUCCUCUGUAAACCCAGCAGCGAUCUCUAAUCUCCAAGGUUAGAUAUAAUGGUGUCAGUUACCUCAGCCAUUAACUGGUCAUGAAGCUUUUCACGGGUAUUUUCGUGCAUUUUUACAUGAUAUUCACCUUCACUCUUUAUCUAUUUUCCAUUAAUUCUUAAUCUGUUCCUUUCUAACUAUCCAUUUCUCUCUGAUUAUUCUACUGCUGUCCUAUCUGAAUCUCCAACCUUUCUGGUUCUCUGCAUUUUUCAUUUAAUUCUUUCUCUAAUUUUUCUCGCUCUAAAAACUCCAUUGUUUUCUUUAAAAAAAGGUAGACAUUAUUACUUUCUGUAAUCUAGGCCUGAACUGUGGCUCUACUGAAUAUUCCAGCAUGUGCUUUUGCUGGAGGUAUAAGCACAAUAGAAAUCUUGUCUAAGCAUUUCUGUAAAAAAAUUGCUUUAAGGUAUUUUCAUAAUGUAAUCACAUUUUAGUUUUUCAUUUUAGAAUGUCAUGAAUGAUUUUGUAAAUCCAGACAUUUGCAUAGAUUAUAAUUUCAAGAGCAUAAUGUAAUGUCUACAACAGGAUUUUAUAUUAUUUCUUCAGAAUUUGAUCCAUUCAGCUUUGUCCAUUCUCCACAAGUUAUAACAUUAUAUUCAUUAAAAAUGUUAUUUCAUCAGAAUUAUGUCUGCUCAACCAAUCGAUGUUAAAGUGUUUUUUGGAGCAUGAUCAUUUAAUCAGUGUAAAGUAUGGACUAUUCUUUGUGUUACUUAGUAAGUAGCUUAUAUUUGUAAACUGGAUUCUUCCACUUUCUGUCUCUUUAUCAAAAGAUUAGGUUUUCAAUUAUUUCACUAAAACCAUGGCUAUUAUCACUGACACUGUUUUGAUCCUAUUCUUGCAGAUUAACUUGUUCAAAAAGAUAAGUAACGUUGAAUUGAAUUUUUUUUAAUAUGUAUUCCAAUAAGAGAAAGUUUAUUUCGUUUCUUUUCAUAACACAAAUCGCUUUUCUAUUUACCCUCCCCCCUUUUUUUUAUAUAUAUAUUUUUGGGGGCCAAAAUCAAAAUUUUUAAAGCUUGCAUUUAUGAAUAUGAGGUUAAGUAAUGAGUUUUUCAUUGUGUUAAACAAUGUUCAUUGAACACCAUGAAAAAAAAUAAAAUUUAAACAUCUUCAAUCAUUUAAUUCUAUAGAUGUAUUGUGGAUAUGUGUAAUGAUCAUUAAUAUUUGUGUGUGUGUGUGUGUGUGUGUGUGUGUCCCCCUCAUCCAUACUUUUAUAUAAAAUCAUCUGAAUUUUGAUAUCAAUAUGAGUUGGAUGGUUCUCAUAAUUUAGAAAUUAGAAGCUUUCUUUGCUGAGUGUAACAAAAUAAGUAUUUGUGUCUAAGAAUGUGUAAUUCCAUGCAUUUGGUUCUUUGUAAACUAAUAACACUACAUUCUAUAAAAUUGAUUUCAUUUUAAUUAAGUUUUGUCUUUUACUUCUUUAAUUACUUAUUUAUAUUUUUUAAAAAAUCUUUGAGUUGUUGCAGUAAGGGUUAAGCAAUUGGAGAUAAGUUUUAGUGUUUUCUACAUGCACUAAAUUAUAUAUCAUUCAUUGCACUGGAAAACUGAAGUUUUAUUUAAUAUAUAAAUUUUAAAAAGAAAAUACAUGGUAUUUCAAUGUUGCUGUUUUCUAAACAUAAAAUCAUUUUUAGUUUUCUUCAUUGCUGUGUUGUAUUUGUAAUCAAUGGACCAUUUGUAAAGGUAUUUAUUCCAUACCUUGUUGUUUAAGUUCCUCUAUGCAGUUUGUUUUGAGUCUACAAUUAUUUGGUGCUGUUCAACGAUUUACUGCUGUCUGUGUUUGCAUUUCAUUAUACAAAUUUUUUUCAUUUGAUUAGGCUUGUUUAGUUUUCUUUUUUAGUAUUAGAGUGUGCUCAUGCAGAUGGUAUGUUCUUGUUACAAAAUGGCUGUUUGUAUAAGUUUUCAGUAAAUAGUUGGUGCCUUAUAGACAAUAUCCAUUAUUGCUUUUGGUUCCUUCUGGAAUUCACUUACCUGUUUGUUGCAGUUGUGUCAAACUUUUUUGUAGAAAGAAAUCACAUUCUGCAUUUAACAGACAUUCAGGUAUAAUAGUGUUUCUUUUCCAACUUCUAUUUUAUUUACAUUCCAAAGUUGUUUUUUUAUAUAUAUUUUUUCUUCAUUCAAACAAUGGUACUUGCAUCAUUGAGAAAUAGUUUUAGUUUUUCUGUACUGGAUUAUUUUAAAGGGAUAUCGCUUUCCAGCAAUCUACACAUUUUAGAUGAAAUAUUUCUUGUUAGUCUAUCUCUUGUGGCAUUCAAGUUGUAAAAUUAUUGUCUAUGGAAUGAUCAGAAAGUUCUGGACAUUAUAGAGAUUGUUUAACAAUUUGGAAGUUUGAUUAUAACAUGCAUUUUUAGUAAACCUCCCUAAAUAUAUUAUUGGUUUGUUUUACUAAUAAAAUUGUUUUGUGGUUCUGGCAAUAUUUCUUUUAAGUUUUGUCUUUGAGAGAGAAUGUGAUGUUACUUCAAUUUGUGGUCUCUCUAAAGAUUUCAUAACAAAAUGUUGCAGAAGGUUUAAAUUUUCAUGUUGUUGUCAUAAGUCUUCUGAAGAAAUAGUAUGGUUACUUCUACGGUCAUUAUAUGUUUCACUAUAAAACUAUUCUUAAUCAGUUGUUCAUUUUUAAACCUUGUUUGUGUGUGGAGAUGGUUGUAUUGGCAGAAACAAAUUCGAUGUAAAUAAGGUUUUUAUAGGAAGCUUAUCUCAGUUGUGUAGUCAGCUAUGUCUUUAGCCAUAGAUAACUUUGUGAAUCACUGCUGUUUUGGUACUCCAGCAUAUUUAGACAUUCCUCUUUUUUCUUUUUAUUAUGUAUAUUGCAUUCUUAAAAGAUCUCUGUGGAAGUUAUCACUUAAAAUAAUCUUAUUUAAUCAACUGGUAAAUUAGUAGUUAGAAAAUGGUAAGUUUUCUUAACUUUUAUUUCAUUUUAGAACCAAACUUACCAAUGCAUCUAAGUCAUAUGUUGUGUUUCAUAAUUGUUCUUGUUGAAUUGUUAUAUUUCUGAUUUGUGGAUAGAGUGGGGAAAAAAGAACAUGGCCUCUAGUUGUGAUUAUCAAUCUAAGACAUUAAGCUACCAAUAGAAUUUACAGAAAUGCCAUGCCAACUAGAAUGGAGUUACUGUUAUUCAAUUGAUAUUUUGUAGACUAGACAAUUUUAACUGUAUUUUGAGAUGCUUCCAAAUUCAUCGUUUGUGUGUGAUUACAAAGACACACUCGCGCGCGCACACACACACACACACAUACACACACACGUAAUAUUUAUAUCAUAUAUGUAUACACAUAUAUACAUGUCUGUGUGUGUAUAUAUACACAUACAUGUGUGUGUGUGUGUGUGUAUGUCAUAUAAACAUGUGUGUAUGUAUAUAUGUAUGUAUGUGUAUGUAUGUAGGCCACAUAUCUCUCUUCUUUCAACCUUUCCUUUAAUACUUCUGCCAAUAGAGGGAGUGAUUGUUUUUUUUUUUUUGUUGUUUUUUUACACUUGCAGGAACAAAAACAUCAUUGUUUUUGUUUACUUCUAUUUGUUAUUUUAUAACCGGCGAAAAAUUUGACACAUUCUUUACUACCUCUAUCUUUAUCUUUAUAUUCUGUUGGAUAAAACUUUAUAGAGGACAGGUGUGAAGGGCAGUGGAAAUCAGGGAGCUGAAGCAAAACUCCUUGCUGGCAAGAUUAUUUUCUCUGGACUCAAGAUGGUCUUUGUAAACAUUUAUAGCUAAUGACCUGGCUAUGAUCUCAUCUAACGUCAAUCUUUAUUCAUCAGCCAAGAGCUGGUGGCAGUUUUCAUUGAACAUUUUGCUUAAUAAAUCCUUUUUUGACAACUAUUUCAUCGUUUUUUUUUUUCUUUAGGAAUCGGUUUUUUUUUUCAUUUUCUUUUUUUUUUUUUGCCCUCUUUGUCUUUUGUCUGAUAAGUCUCUCUUUGACUACUUACUUCUCUCCCCCACUUCAUCGUGCUACUCUCUUCUUGAUUCAGACACCUGGUUGGUUUCCCAAUCACUUAGUCAAGUAAUAAAGCAAUGUUUGUAAUAAAUGAACAUUUUUAAAACA